Messenger RNA from Hippopotamus amphibius kiboko, 1282 nucleotides. RefSeq names its product claudin 7 (gene CLDN7). Gene Ontology annotation, cellular component: bicellular tight junction; plasma membrane. Lineage: Eukaryota; Metazoa; Chordata; Mammalia; Artiodactyla; Hippopotamidae. Gene Ontology annotation, molecular function: structural molecule activity. Gene Ontology annotation, biological process: bicellular tight junction assembly; cell adhesion. The transcript is spliced from 4 exons. The record is from RefSeq and is a predicted model, not a curated record. Bases 433 to 1068 code for a protein of 211 amino acids.
CCUCCUCUCCUCGCGCUCCCGGUGCCCGCGGGGGCGCGCCCCCGACGCCCUACAUAUACUCAGGUGCGCCGCACCUGUCCGCCCGCACCUGCUCCUUCACCGCGGAGCGACCUCUUCGCACAGCAGCCUCGGGCCGACAGCCCAGGAUACUUUGGGGACUUCCAGCACCCGGGAGCGCGCCCGUACGGCCCCUCCACCUUUGGUUUGGGAAGGGUCGCGGAGCGCCGGAGGGAACCGCCGGGCCUUCGAGGAUCGCUUUUGUCGGCCACCAGUUCUGUUCCCGUUGCUGUGAGACCCUCGCCCCGCCGGAGGGGUCGAUUUGUGUUUACUUCGGUGACAAGAUCUGCAAGCACUCGACCCAAAACUUUUUGGCCUCUUUGGGUGACUUAAAACUCGCCCUCCCGGCGCCCCCCGUCUUCUCUGAGGGCGGAAAUGGCCAAUUCGGGCCUGCAGCUGCUGGGCUUUUCCAUGGCUCUGCUGGGCUGGGUGGGCCUGGUGGCGUGCACCGCCAUCCCGCAGUGGCAGAUGAGCUCGUACGCGGGCGACAACAUCAUCACCGCCCAGGCCAUGUACAAGGGGCUGUGGAUGGAGUGCGUCACGCAGAGCACCGGCAUGAUGAGCUGCAAAAUGUACGACUCGGUGCUCGCCCUGCCCGCGGCCUUGCAGGCCACCCGAGCCCUAAUGGUGGUCUCUCUGGUGCUGGGCUUCCUGGCCACGUUCGUGGCCACGAUGGGCAUGAAGUGUACAAACUGUGGGGGAGACGACAAAGUGAAGAAGGCCCGUAUUGCCAUGGCUGGAGGCAUCAUUUUCAUCUUGGCAGGUCUUGCUGCCUUGAUAGCUUGCUCCUGGUAUGGCCACCAGAUCGUCACAGACUUUUAUAAUCCGUUGGUCCCCAUGAAUGUGAAGUAUGAAUUUGGUCCUGCCAUCUUCAUUGGCUGGGCAGGGUCCUCUCUGAUCCUUCUGGGAGGUGCACUGCUCUCUUGCUCCUGUCCUGGGAGUGAGAGCAAAGCUGGGUACCGUGCACCCCGCUCCUACCCUAAGCCCAACUCUGCCAAGGAGUACGUGUGAGCUGGGACGCCCUUGCCCCAGCCUGGCAGCCUAUAUGGCUGCCCCGAGACAUCUGAAAGAACCUGGGGCAGAGAGCUCAGCCUGUGGGCGGGGUGCCUGCGGGCACCCUAGCCCAGCACACCAUGUACAGUUCUCAGGGGUGUUGGGGGUGGGGGGAGACAAAAAGGGGAGGGUGUGCCUUUUGUACAGUAAUAAAAAUAUGUUUUGGAAAGUA